CCCCGGACCUGGAUUGACGUUGCACACGAAACAGGCAUGGCGUCCUUCAACCACAGACGUUCGUAACAGACCUUCAUCUGUAUUUAUUUGAGAUAUUUUUUAUGUGUCUGGUGAAAUAUUUAUGACCAUGGCGACCAGGAGCGUAUGUCAAGUCUUCCAGCGGCGUUUUGCGUCGGCCGCAGCGUCUUUGCGUCCGUUGCCUGCUGAGGUUCGCAGUCAGCGCAACGCCGUUUUCUCCAGAGAGCAGGCCAGACAGAGAGCUCUGUACCCUCGUAUCGAGAAGAUAGAAGUGUCCAUGCAUGGCCCGGGCCUGGACGGCACACUGCUCAUCAUGAACAGAGGGAUGUCCACUCCACUCAGCUGUGCUAGACAUCUGACAGAACAUCAUGUGAAGAACUCCGCUCUGGCCCUGGUGGAUGGAGAACCGUGGCCUCUCCACCAGCCCCUCACCAGCUCCUGUUCCCUCACUCUGCUCACAUUUAAAGACAGCGACCCAACCCUGGUCAAUCAGGCCUACUGGCGUUCCUGUGCCGCCCUGCUGGGUCAGGUCAUAGAAACUGCAUUCAAGGAUGAAUAUACUGUGGAGCUGCUCAGCACGCCAGAAGUGGCGGUCACGUCGGGAGCUUUCUGCUGUGAUGUGGUGCUCGACCCCCAGCUGGACUCAUGGACUCCGUCUGAGGAGUCUCUGCGCUCUCUGACCAGAGGGGCCCAGCAGCUGAUCCACCAGGACCAGGCCUGGGAGCCUCUAGAAGUGGUGCCCUCUGUGGCGCUGGAGGUUUUCUCACACAGCAGGUGUAAACAGGAAGAGGUGGAACAGAAAGCUUCACAAAAUCCCAAAGGCACAGUGAUGCUCUACAGAUGUGGUGACCAUGUGCUGCUGAGUGGGGGCCCCCUGGUGGCCAGGACAGGCCUGUGCUCCCAGUACGAGGUGACGGCCCUCCAUAACCUGGGUCAGGGCUCCUGGGGCGUCCAGCGCCGAGCACAGGGCCUCUCUCUGCCUCUGCAGCUGCAGGCUCAUCACACAGUCUGGAGGAAACUGAGGCAGCGGGCAGAGAAACUGGUGGAUGCACCAGGAUUUGAAGAGGUGACACCAGCUUCUCCAGCUCAGCAGCCUCCAACCAGCCAGUAACCUCCUCUGUAACCUCCCACACACACAUAGACAUACUUCUGACAUGUUUCCCACUGUGUCAUUUGUUCAAUAAAUGUGUAAAAACACA
This is a messenger RNA of Amphiprion ocellaris (clown anemonefish), 1217 nucleotides long. RefSeq names its product mitochondrial ribosomal protein L39 (gene mrpl39). The transcript is spliced from 10 exons. The coding region runs from base 122 to 1129 and encodes 335 amino acids. Lineage: Eukaryota; Metazoa; Chordata; Actinopteri; Pomacentridae. Gene Ontology annotation, molecular function: nucleotide binding; RNA binding. The record is from RefSeq and is a predicted model, not a curated record. Gene Ontology annotation, cellular component: mitochondrion.